AUGGAGCAUACCGACGGCAGCAGCUCGGCCGUGUCGCCCUCCAGCCCGUGCAAAAAGGACGGCAGCAGCUCGGCCGUGUCGCCCUCCAGCCCGUGUAAAAAGGACGGCAGCAGCUCGGCCGUGACGCCCUCCAACCCGUGCAAAAAGGACGGCAGCGGUUCGGCCGUGUCGCCCUCCAACCCGUGCGAAAAGGACGGCAGCGGUUCGGCCGUGUCGCCCUCCAGCCCGUGUAAAAAGAAUGGCAGAAGCUCGGCCGUGUCGCCCUCCAGCCCCUGCAAAAAGCACGGCAGAAGCUCGGCCGUGACGCCCUCCAGCCCGUGCAAAAAGCACGGCAGAAGCUCGGCCGUGUCGCCCUCCAGCCCGUGCAAAAAGGACAGUAGAAGCUCGGUCGUGACGCCCUCCAACCCGUGCAAAAAGGACGGUAGAAGCUCGGCUGUGACGCCCUCCAACCCGUGCAAAAAGGACGGCAGCGGUUCGGCCGUGUCGCCCAAAAAGGACAGCAUCCGCUCGACCCAGGCGUUACCCAGGCAAUAUAAAAAGGACGGCAGCAGCAGCUCGGGUUCCCAUAGUUCCCGCUCCGGUGCCUCCACGUCCAAGCGGAAACCAGUCACACACCGGCGGCGCGCGCCAUUUCCUUGGACCCUCCCGGACCGCCGCCAGCCGCUCAGCAAGAGCUCUUCUCGGCGCUCGCCGUCCUCGCGCCACAGUAGUAGGAGAUGUUCUCCAAGCCAGCACUCACGCUCUCCAGGUCGACGCUCACGCUCUCCAGGUCGACGCUCACGCUCUCCGGGUCGACGCUCACGCUCUGUGGGACGGCGCUCACACUCUCCGGAUCGGCGCUCACGCUCUCCGGGACAGCGCUCACACUCUGCGGGCCGACGCUCACGCUCUGCGGGACGGCGCUCACGCUCUCCGGAUUGGCGCUCACGCUCUCCGGAUCGGCGCUCACGCUCUCCGGAUCGGCGCUCACGCUCUCCGGAUCGGCGCUCACGCUCUCCGGGAUGGCGCUCACGCUCUCCGGAUUGGCGCUCACGCUCUGCGGGACGGCGCUCACGCUCUCCGGGCCGACGCUCACGCUCUCCGGGACGGCGCUCACGCUCUCCGGGACGGCGCUCACGCUCUCCGGGACGGCGCUCACGCUCUCCGGGACGGCGCUCACGCUCUCCGGGACGACACACUCCAAGUCGACAUCCUGAAUCUUCAGUUGAACAGAGCUUGCAAAUAAUAGUUGGCAAUGACUGUUACGUUAUUGAUUCACCCGAGAGAAAGAGAACACCUGAUAGAUUAUGCUCACCUGUUGAUAGCCGUGUGGACAGGGAUGGCUUGGCUGAUGGUCCAAUAUUUAGUAGAAGCAUUUCACCUCGAAGUCUUGGGCGAUAUCCUUCUCUUGAGGAAAGGUCUUCUAGCCCUUUCAGUGUGAGACAUGAUGCGGACUAUCGCAGUAGGAACUAUGACCAUCUACAUGAUCAACCAAGAGAAACUGAUAAUUAUGGCGAGCUACUUAGAAAAUCCCUAUAUCCAUCAGAAGAUAGAGGACGAGAACCAAAACAGGCUCGAUAUGACAGAGAUGACAGACUGCUUGAUAUGAGCAUAGAGCCUCAUGGUUUCACGCCAGCAACACGAAACUAUCGUAAACGAAGUCUUAGUAGAAGCCCAAGCCCAACAUAUCUAGAUGAGGAUUUCCGUAAGCUUGUAAAUGCUAGGAGAAAAAGAGAAGAGGAGGAACUAAGAAAUUUCAGUCGAAAACUUCCUGGCAGUGGCUACGUGACUAACUCAAUACAGUCUUCUGAACCUCGGUACCUUCAUAGACCAGAUGACGCACCAGCAAUGCCCAAAAAAUCUAUAUUGAAGAAACGGGUGGACGAUCCUUUUAUGCAGAACUGUGGAAGUUUUUUAAAACAGAAAGAGACUCAUGAGUUGACAUCAGAGAAUCUUGACAGGCACAGUGACUUCUUGCUUCCUCAUGAAAGAGCCAGCCAGGAUGGGAGUGGCUUUUCGCGCAUUCUGGGAAUGAUGACAGAUUCUACCAGCGCACAAGAGAAGAGAAGGCACAGCUUCAUAGAUGACAUUGAAGAUGAAGAGAAAUUUCUUUAUGGCGAUGAUGAAGGCUCUAAUGUCAACUUCCUCUCCACUCAAAAGCUAACACUGAGUGGGGAGAACGAAUGUAUGAGCCAGAAAGUAAGUUCUUCACUUCUUCCUAGACCAUCUGUAAAACCAAACACGUCAGAAGCGUCCAGGCCAGAUGAUGAGAAGAUCCAUGACUUGCUCAUGACUAUUGGUCUUGACAUUGGGGUGGCUGAAAUUAGUAAGCUUGCUGCCCGUACUCAGGAACGACUCCAUGGGAAAAAACCGUCUCGUUCUCCUGAUCGUCAUUUGGUGGCUUCUUGUAAACCAGAAUCUCGGGAGAGGCAAAAGAGCCAAAGCAACACAGAUUCUCUAGAGUCAACCCAAAAGUGCUCUCUAUCACCCUCUGGUUCUUUCUCACCAUCUAAAGAUAUGUCCUUUGUUUCCAACUCGGAGCACAAUACAAGCAAAACUGUAAGGCAAGAUAAUCCUGCUGGCACCUCAGUACCUCUAAUACCAUCAGCUCCACCUUCACUUCCUGCUCCCACUUCGUUUUCCUGGUAUGGUGAUCCAGACUUUGCACCAUUCCCUGCCAUUCAGGUGCCACAAAACUAUCCACCUCCCACUAUGCCCCCUCCUGGCUAUAAUGCAUAUGGACACUACGUGACAUAUGAGGCUUCCGGCUGGCCCAUGUAUAUUCCACAGACGUCUGACCCUGCACUUUCAGCUAUACAUGGACUUGUCAAGCCAUCAGUGCCACCAAAUCCUACACGACCCAACCUCAAAGUUAUUAAGGAAGCUUCCCUAGGCAAAGGGACUCCUAAUAUCCAGAGAGCUCAGUCUGUGCUUGUGCAAAUCCCUAUGUGUGCUCCUUCCUCCAACUUGCUCACCCAAUCUUCUGUCCAAGCUGUCAAGGAAACAAUAUCAGAUGAAAGUCCUCGGACUUCUCAGAAGCAAAGGAUAAUAGAGGAAAGAGAGAAGCUGAAGGCUCAACUAGAAACACAACAGAAGAAGCUGCACUAUUUGAGGAUUGAAUUAAAUAGGCUUUCAAAACAGCAAGAGGUGAUGCUGCAGAAGAAGCGUAAACCGAUAGACCCCUUGCUAGUGGAAGUAAUCCGACAAAAAGAGAACAUUGCAAAGAAGGUUUCUCAACUGGCAUUAAAUGUUGGUGUUGCAAAGAAGAAACAAUCUGAGCUUGACAAAGUAGCUCAGAUCUUGGGGAUUAAUAUGUUUGAGAAAUCUCAGAAACUCUCUUCAGAAAAUAAAGACACCAAAAACAACAACUCAAAAAAUGCGAGAAGUCAAGGGAUAACCUCCAACCCAAUCAAGGUGAGUGAUGGGGCCCCAGCUAAGGGUUUCCCCAGUGUGAUGACCCUGACUCCAAACCAGAACACCAUACAGGACACCGGACAACCCUUGGGACCCAACCCAGGAGGAAUGCAAGCUACAGCAGCUAGAUCAGGAGUGCAGAGCGUACCUGGACCACCUUACACAGCAGAUCAAGUGGCUGCUUUGGACGUGGAUAGGCCAGCGUGCGGUGCAUUGCCCAUGGUCCCAGAAGACGGGUCAACACAUCAGGAGUCCAUGGCACUCUCGAUUCCAAGUAACCCUGCUCAGAAGCGGUGGGGACCAGAGCCCGUGAAGGUCGUCAUUUGCGGACACAGCUUGGUAUUCUGGGCCAGCCACAGAGCAACUCAAGCAGCUGUUGGCACGCAGUUGGGGCUCAGUCAGUUUGCCUCCAUCCAGUGGGUUGGUAGGCGACACAUGAUGUGGGGGCGUCUCCUUGAUACGUUGUUCCACUCUGGUGUGGUUUGUGCCCCACCACAGUUGUUGGUGCUCCACCUGGGGGGGAAUGAUAUGGGGGUUGUGAAGGGGAAGGCCCUGAUUGUACAGGUUCAGGAAGAUUUCAAAGUCAUUUGGAGCCAAUGGCCGGACACUUGCAUUAUAUGGUCCAACAUCCUUCCUCGGCGCCAAUGGCGUGAGGGAGGGGAUGUCCGUUGUUUAAAUAGGGCAGUGAAGAAAGUGAAUAGGGAAAUUCGUCUGACUUUAAAGGAUCAGCAGGGCUCUGUGAUCUUCCAUCCUGCAAUUUUACCAUCCAGAGAGGAGCUUUACAGGGCAGAUGGUGUUCACCUGUCCAAUGAAGGUAACGACAUUUUCCUGCAGGAUCUGCAAGUGGGCCUGCGGGAUUUUAUCCUUGGCAAGUGGGGGGAGGGUGCCAAAGCCUAGGCCUAACACCCUCCAUUGGUGGUUUUUGCAGGCAUUUUAGGACAUUUGAACAGAUUUGGUGAGAACUCAGUGGCACCUUUGCAACGAUUGGCAAAUUCGGAGGCCUGCUCCUCAAGGGCUGUGUGGCUCUUGAGUCAGGAUACAGCUUGCUUUUGGUAACCUUCCUGUCUCACUU
This is a messenger RNA of Elgaria multicarinata webbii, 4465 nucleotides long. RefSeq names its product zinc finger protein 318-like. The record is from RefSeq and is a predicted model, not a curated record. Lineage: Eukaryota; Metazoa; Chordata; Lepidosauria; Squamata; Anguidae. The transcript is spliced from 9 exons. Gene Ontology annotation, cellular component: nucleoplasm. The coding region runs from base 1 to 4290 and encodes 1429 amino acids. Gene Ontology annotation, biological process: negative regulation of DNA-templated transcription; positive regulation of DNA-templated transcription.